This is a messenger RNA of Brassica oleracea var. oleracea, 351 nucleotides long. RefSeq names its product probable small nuclear ribonucleoprotein Sm D1. The transcript has 3 exons. Gene Ontology annotation, cellular component: catalytic step 2 spliceosome; precatalytic spliceosome; SMN-Sm protein complex. The record is from RefSeq and is a predicted model, not a curated record. Gene Ontology annotation, molecular function: RNA binding. NCBI's taxonomy places the organism in Eukaryota, Viridiplantae, Streptophyta, Magnoliopsida, Brassicales, Brassicaceae. Gene Ontology annotation, biological process: RNA processing; spliceosomal snRNP assembly. The coding region runs from base 1 to 351 and encodes 116 amino acids.
AUGGAUCCGGAUUCUGAAGUGAAGAAACGGGAAAGAUUGACGAAGUGUAUUCUGAAGCUUAAGGGUAAUAAGCUGAUUGGAGUUAGGAUUGAAUCAAGUGGCUCGAGAAAGCCAAGGAUGCUUCGGAAAAGUCUAAGGAAGAAUCCAGUCGCCUUAGACCACUUAAGUGUCAGGGGAAACAACAUUCGCUACUAUAUUCUUCCAGACAGCUUGAAUCUCGAGACUUUGCUGGUCGAAGACACACCACGAAUCAAACCGAAAAAACCAACUGCAGGUAAAGUUCCACCAGGUGGUCGUGGACGUGGCGGGCGUGGUAGAGGUCGUGGACGUGGCGGCCGUGGUGGUCGUUAA